This is a messenger RNA of Mucor velutinosus, 1020 nucleotides long. RefSeq lists its product as uncharacterized. Gene Ontology annotation, molecular function: ribosome binding. Lineage: Eukaryota; Fungi; Mucoromycota; Mucoromycetes; Mucorales; Mucoraceae. The record is from RefSeq and is a predicted model, not a curated record. Gene Ontology annotation, cellular component: mitochondrial inner membrane. The transcript has 5 exons. Gene Ontology annotation, biological process: intracellular monoatomic cation homeostasis. The coding region runs from base 1 to 1020 and encodes 339 amino acids.
AUGGGUUAUCGUCCCUUGUUGGUUGCUACGGUAGCAAAGCCUAGAAUCAGUCGCAUCGGUCUGGCUCAAUAUUCUCUUAGAUCAUUCUCUACAUCCAUGAUCCAUUUCAGUAACGAGCAAAUCGGCAAGCCUACCACCAACACCAUCAAUACCCACGUCGUUGAGGCUAAUACAGAGACUGCUGCGUCUUCCACAGCCAAACAGCCUACCUCUCGUAUUGGCAAAUUCAUUCAGCAAUCCAAAGAUCUCAUCAAAUUUUACAAGGACGGACUAAAGCAACUUUGGGCAAAUAACAAGGAAGCCAAGGCGUUGCAGCUCAAAGUAGCUAACGAGGGCUAUGAAUUGAGCCGAUCUGAAUUCCAGAUGAUUCAUCAAUCAAAGAAAGACAUGUUGAAACUUAUUCCUUUUGGUUUCGUAUUCAUGGUUUUACCUGAAUCUAUUCCAUUGCUCGUCAUGUACGUUCCUGGUAUGGUCCCUGGAACAUGUCUCAAGGAUAGCCAAGUUCAAAAGCAACGAGUGAAAUUGAAUGAGCUCAGACAAAAGAUGACCCGCAAUGUAUUGGAAUCAGCACAAUAUGUUCAAGGUAUUGCACCAAAGGACUUUUUGUCGCUAUCCAAGUUUCAAAAACUCGAGAAGAGCUAUGGCUAUGAUUUCAAUUUGAGUCGUAUUGACAGAAGACAUUUGCGAUCUUACUGCAGAUAUAUGGGCAUCAAUGAUUAUGGAACCAGAUCAAUUUUGCAGAAGAGACUUACCAAGUACAUGGAAUACCUCGAUCAAGACGAUAAGAUGAUUUUGAAGGAAAAUCUUGUGGAUCGCUUUACGUUGGCUGAACUGAGCCAUGCUGUUGAGGAGCGUGGCAUGAAAUCAGUUGAUGAAGACGAGGAAAACUUGAGAAGAGGAUUGAAAUAUUGGUUGUCUUUGACACAGCCCGCUAAUCCUCAGGACAAGAUUGGAUUUGGAUUGCUUGUGUUCAGCAGAAUGUUCUUGUUGAAUGCCAAUUACAAGGGAAAGCAAUUAUAA